CAGGGAUUUCAAAACCAAAACUAAAUUAAAGUGGAAACUCAGUUUUUUGUUUAUGCAAAUAGUUUGUUCCCUACAGCAUUCCUCCGGGAAUGCACCCCCCCCCACCUCUACAGCAUUCCGUCUCCGUCCCUCCUCCUCCACAUGCCCGCCUGCUCCCUCCACGCACAGUGCACAAAGAGACGCUGUCAGGAGAGCCCAGAAUCCGAAAAGGGGCCUUGAGAAAUGUGGCUCUUGUACCUCCUGGUGCCCAUACUGUUCUGCAGGGUGGGGAGCUCCAUCCCCAUCCCUCAGAAGCUCUUUGGAGAGGUGACUUCCCCUCUGUUUCCCAAGCCAUACCCCAGCAACUUGGAGACAACCACUGUGAUUACAGUCCCCACAGGAUACAGGGUGAAGCUCGUCUUCUGGCACUUUGACCUGGAGCCUUCCGAAGGCUGUUUCUAUGACUAUGUCAAGAUCUCUGCUGAUAAGAAAAACCUGGGCAGGUUCUGUGGGCAGCCAGGAUCUCCACUGGGCAACCCCCCAGGAGAGAAGGAAUUUCUGUCCCAAGGGAACAAGAUGCUGCUCACCUUCCACACGGACUUCUCCAAUGAGGAGAAUGGGACCAUCAUGUUCUACAAGGGCUUUCAGGCCUACUACCAGGCUGUGGACCUUGAUGAAUGUGCUUCCCAGCACAACUUGGCUGAGGAAGACGCCCAGCCUCAGUGCCAGCACCUGUGUCACAACUACGUUGGUGGCUACUUCUGUUCCUGUCGUCCAGGCUAUGAGCUUCAGAAGGACAGGCAUUCCUGCCAGGCCGAGUGCAGCAGCGAGCUAUACACAGAACCAUCAGGCUACAUCUCCAGCCUGGAGUACCCCAAGCCCUACCCUCCGGACUUGCGCUGCAACUACAGCAUCCGCGUGGAGAGGGGCCUCACCCUCCACCUCAAGUUCCUAGAGCCUUUCGAGAUUGAUGACCACCAGCAAGUGCACUGCCCCUAUGACCAGCUCCAGAUCUACGCCAACGGGAAGAACAUUGGCGAGUUCUGUGGGAAGCAAAGGCCCCCCGACCUUGACACCAGCAGCAAUGCUGUAGAUCUACUGUUCUUCACAGAUGAAUCAGGGGACAGCCAGGGCUGGAAGCUGCACUACACCACUGAUAUCAUCAAGUGCCCCCAGCCCAAGACCCUAGAUGAGUUCACCAUCAUCCAGGACCUACAGCCUCAGUACCAGUUUCGUGACUACUUCAUUGUCACCUGUAAGCAAGGCUACCAGCUCGUGGAGGGACAACAGGCCCUGAUGUCUUUCACUGCUGUCUGUGAGGAUGAUGGCAGCUGGCAUCGCGCCAUGCCCAGGUGCAAGAUCAAGAACUGUGGACAGCCCCGAAGUCUGCCUAAUGGGGCCUUCCGUUACACCACCAAAGAGGGGGUGAACACAUACCAGGCGCGUAUCCAGUAUUACUGCCAUGAACCCUAUUACAAGAUGCAGACCAGAGAUGGCAGCAGUGAGUCGGAACGAGGGAUGUACACCUGCACAGCCCAGGGCAUUUGGAAGAAUGAACAGGAGGGAGAGAAGAUGCCUCGGUGCUUGCCAGUGUGUGGGAAGCCUGUCCACCCAGUGGAACAGAAGCAGCGCAUCAUAGGAGGGCAAAAAGCCAAGCCGGGCAACUUCCCCUGGCAGGCGUUCACCAACAUCUAUGGACGCGGGGGCGGGGCCCUGCUGGGCGACCGCUGGAUCCUCACUGCUGCCCACACCCUCUACCCCAAGGAUCACGACAUGCAAAACAACGCCACCGUGGACGUGUUCUUAGGCCACACGAAAGUGCAAGACAUCAUGAAACUGGGGAAUCACCCAGUCCGCAGGGUCAGCAUCCACCCAGACUACCGUCAGGAUGAGUCCCACAAUUUUGAGGGGGACAUCGCCCUGCUGGAGCUGGAGAAUAGCGUCACCCUGGGCCCUAACCUCCUCCCAAUCUGCCUCCCUGAUAACGAGACCUUCUAUGACAGGGACCUCAUGGGUUAUGUCAGUGGCUUUGGGAUAACAGAGGAGAGGCUUUCUAAUGACCUCAGGUUUGUCCGUCUGCCCAUAGCCGUGCGAGAGGUCUGUGAGAACUGGCUACAGGAAAAAAAGAGGAAUGAUGUGUUUUCUCAAAAUAUGUUCUGUGCCGGGGACCCAACUCUGAAGCAGGAUGCUUGUCAGGGGGAUAGUGGGAGUGUUUUUGCAGUGAAGGGCCAAGAUGAUCGCUGGGUGGCCACUGGCAUCGUGUCCUGGGGCAUAGGGUGCAGCAGGGGGUAUGGCUUCUACACCAAACUACUCAACUAUGUGGACUGGAUCAAGAAAGAAAUGGAGCAGGAGAGCUGAUCCCAGAAUUCACUAGGUCACAGUCCAGAGAAUGGUGUAUUAAAAAGCCAUAUCUGACCAGUUGUCAAUAACCACUAAGUGUCUUUAUUAAAAUCACUGAUGCAGAAAGACACUGUGUGAACUAAACUCUCUUUCCUAUAGUCCCAUCCACAUUCUUUACCUGAAACAACCCAAAGGGCACCUGUCUUUUCUCCAAGGAUUGCAGAGGAUAUAGUUGCCAAUCUCUAGUUAUCCUUUUCCAUUUCUUUUUUUUUUUUUUUUUUUUGAGACAGAGUUCUCAAGCUGUCACCCUGGGUAGAGUGCCCUGGCAUCACAGCUCACAGCAACCUCAAACUCUUGGGUUUAAGCAAUUCUCUUGCUGCAACCUCCCGAGUUUUAGGACUACAGGUGCCCACCACAACGCCCAGCUGUUUUUUUUUUUUUUUUUUGGAUGCAGCUGUCAUUGUUGUUUAGCAGGCCCGGGCCAGGCUGGAACCCACUAGCUUCGAUGUAUGUGGCUGGUGCCCUACUCACAGAGCUACAAACGCCAAGCCCCUUUUCCAUUUUUUUACCCUGGGUAAUUGACUAAAACUCCAAAUAAAAAUUUUUGAUAAAUUCUAGUGAGUAAAAUGAGUCAAAAGUGGCUUUUAAGCAAUAGAAAAAUAUUUAAUAAGGUUAUACUUAAAGUAUUUACUUAGGAAGGCAACGGGAGCAAUAAAGUUUAUGCACACAUUUACAAUUAGGGUUAUGAAUAAUAUCACAUGUGUUUUAAUUGUAUACUAUAAAGAAAAUCCUAAUUUUU
This is a messenger RNA of Nycticebus coucang (slow loris), 3118 nucleotides long. It is a transcript of the gene C1R, whose product is annotated as complement C1r. Gene Ontology annotation, molecular function: calcium ion binding; serine-type endopeptidase activity. Lineage: Eukaryota; Metazoa; Chordata; Mammalia; Primates; Lorisidae. The record is from RefSeq and is a predicted model, not a curated record. Gene Ontology annotation, biological process: complement activation; zymogen activation. The coding region runs from base 223 to 2337 and encodes 704 amino acids. The transcript has 11 exons. Gene Ontology annotation, cellular component: extracellular region; blood microparticle.